Molecule: messenger RNA, 1842 nt
Organism: Paramacrobiotus metropolitanus
Lineage: Eukaryota; Metazoa; Tardigrada; Eutardigrada; Parachela; Macrobiotidae
Source: RefSeq, a predicted model, not a curated record
UUUCCACAAACGCAGUUAAAUUUUAAAAUUGUUCAGAUUUAAUUUGCAAUACGAGUACAAAACUUUUCGAUGUUCACCAGAUUUAAUUUUAUCCUUUUCCAAUUUUCCAGGGAACUUAAGGAAUUUAUCAGGAUGUCAGUGAUACUGACAUGAAUGCUAUCCAGUAUCCAUUGCACUGAUUGCAGUGAACUUUCUGACGUGACCAAAAAGAAUUGCAACUCAAAACUGGUACUGCGAGGUGACAUUGUAUGACAAUGGAGUACGACUUUGGAAUCACGAGCAAUCGCGAUGCCGUAGCAGAGAAGUUCGUCAGCUCAUUUCUAGCCUUACAGCGGGGAAUCGCUCACACUGUGGGGAAAGGCCUCAGCAGAUCGUUCCAGUUGGAUGCUGAUCUGGGUAAACUUCAGAAGGAAGUCGACGAUUUGAGGAAAUUGUCCAGCGGUACGUUAAUGGACGAAGAAAAGGCUGGUUUCGUAAGCGAACUGAAUCAGAUACUGGAUCAAAUGUGCGAUGAACAAAUCCGCACGAAUCACACAUGGAAUCAAGUGGAUGAACAGGCGAAUCGUAGCUUGACUGAAACCGAAGAUUACUGGCGAAGAGCGGAGAGUUUUUUCCGAGGAAAGACUAAACGAGGUGAUAAUCGCACGAGUCAACCGCUAGAUGCUCGCGUGAAAUCUCGCAAAGUGCCUGCAACAAACGGUAUUGCGAAACCUCCUUUAACAAAACCGGCUGGAGGCGAAAUGCUUCGUCCUUCCUUGCUGCCCAAACGCCCAAAUGGAACCUCCAUUAUUCGCAAAACCAAAUCCUCCACUUUGCUGGAGAUUCCGCGUCGACAAGAUUCUCAACAAAGUCAGGAAAGUCAACGUUCCGUUAGUCCUGACAAAGUUCGGCAAGAGCGCCGCUCCAAACAGACACUUACCGUGAACCGAAAACUGGAGAAAAAAGCCGACAUACAAAUUAAAACCCGAGAUCUGCGAGAGAAAGAGAAGGAAAAGAAGCCCAAUAAAGCCGCCGCUGCUGCUGCUAAAAAGCGACGAGCAGCUCGUGCAUCCACUCGGGUGCCCAAGAAGCAAAUCAAAGACGAAUCCGACGAAAGUGUCAGUGAGGAUUCGAAGGAAUCGUCAGACCCGUCCUAUCAAGCUCCAUCGGAGGCAGGAAAAGCGCGCCAGAAUAACGGCGAACGCGAAGCGUCACGGAAUGGACGCAAUGAUUCGGACGAGCCGCGUUACUGCGUCUGCAGGAAUGUUUCAUACGGGCAUAUGGUGGGCUGCGAUAAUGACAGCUGCACGAUUGAAUGGUUUCAUUUUGUUUGCGUUGGCUUGAAAGCAAAACCGAGAGGGAAAUGGUUUUGUCCUGAUUGCCGUGACGGGGAUAAUCCGAAAAUGUCGAAAAAUGCCACCCAGAAUGAUGCUUCUGUUGGCCCAGAAAAAUGAUAUUUAUCGUUACCGUUUGAGGGUUACUAGUAUGCCUGUAAAUAUAAAUUUUUUGGAGAAAGGGGACGCAUGGUUAGCUAAUCACAAGCAAUGCGCAUCGAGCAUUUAGUGUCGUGGUUUGCUGCCAGGAUGCUAAGCAGUGGUUAAAACCAGAUUGCUGCCUUAUGCGAGUAAAUUAGCAAUAAAAUUUAUUUCGAUUAUUUGGGUGAAAUCAGGCGCUUGCACAAGACUAGGGCUGAAAUUCAAGCAACAAAUAACAUGAGAUACUCCGAGCAAAGGUAUUUCCAGUGUGCUGUGGGGUCAGGUUGCGUUAUAAAUGAGUGUGAACCAUGGUAACGUUAACGAGCUUACGAUUGACCAUAGGAAAAUCAACUUGGCCAAAAGUCAGCAAUCUUGGAUUCACCGCUGC